UGGAAACAGAAAUUUAAUUUUUGUUUUCAUUUCAUUUCUAUCAAUUUCUAUCAACAUUUAAUUGUCUUUUUAAUCAUCUAAUUGAUUCAACUUUAGAUUCACAAUAAUUUUACUUGUAUUUUUAUAGUCCAUCUCUCCGGUUAUUGAGGAAACAAUGAAUGCAGAAAUUGAAGAAACCCUUAAACGUAUUGAAAGUACUCACAAAUCGGUGAUGGGAGUUAUUGUUACCGAUGAUGAAGGGAACAUAAUUAAAUCAACUCUAUCCGAGAACAAGGAAUCAUCAGAAAGUUAUGCCAACAUAAUUUGUGACAUCGUUGAAAAGGCUCGAAUGGCUCUUAAAGACAAAGAGUAUAUGAAUGAUGAACUUACCUUUCUAAAGAUACGAACUAAAAGAAUUGAAUUUAUUGUUGUUCCCGACAAAGAUUUCAUAUUGAUCACAUUACUGAAUCCAACUUUGGAAUCAACAGCAUAAUUAUCAACAGAUCUAAAAAGUUAAAGAAAGGAAAAAUACUGAAAUCAGUCCAAAGAUAUUGAAUUUUUCGAAUGAUUUUUAAUCAAUCAAAUUCACUAAUAAAUUUCCAUCUAUUAUAAAUUCCAAAAAAA
Panonychus citri (citrus red mite) is the source of this 603-nucleotide messenger RNA. RefSeq names its product dynein light chain roadblock-type 1-like. Gene Ontology annotation, cellular component: cytoplasm; cytoplasmic dynein complex. Gene Ontology annotation, biological process: microtubule-based movement. Lineage: Eukaryota; Metazoa; Arthropoda; Arachnida; Trombidiformes; Tetranychidae. The transcript is spliced from 3 exons. Gene Ontology annotation, molecular function: dynein intermediate chain binding. The record is from RefSeq and is a predicted model, not a curated record. Bases 155 to 472 code for a protein of 105 amino acids.